AUGGACAGUUCAUCGCAUCCCUCAACGCCCAGCCAGCGGGCCAAUAACUCGACCUGGGACGUCAAACCCAUCAGCAAUCCCGCAAACGCACAGUGGCACCUGAGUCUAUCACCCAGCGACACCGUCAAGCUCCUCAACGGCUACGCGCCCAAGGGAAUGGAGGACCGCUGGAUGUCGUGCGCGGACGGCCCCGACGACAAGGGCAACUUCGUGGUCCACGUGUACCGGAGCUGGACGGGGCACGAGCAGUUCGAGAUCAAGGCCAAGCUUUCGGUCUCGGACGGCAAUUCCACGUCGUCCGAUGGGGGAGCGGCCGCGGACAUCACGGACAUAACGUGGGAGAAGGGCGCUGCCGGCCUGGUUUCGGAACAAGAGGCGAAGGACUUGGCGAGCACUGUUUUUAAACGGGUCAUAGGCUGCGAGCUGGAGUCUGCGUCGUAG
Molecule: messenger RNA, 441 nt
Organism: Colletotrichum karsti
Lineage: Eukaryota; Fungi; Ascomycota; Sordariomycetes; Glomerellales; Glomerellaceae
Exons: 1
Coding region: 1-441 (146 amino acids)
Source: RefSeq, a predicted model, not a curated record